Actinia tenebrosa (Australian red waratah sea anemone) is the source of this 8558-nucleotide messenger RNA. RefSeq lists its product as uncharacterized. NCBI's taxonomy places the organism in Eukaryota, Metazoa, Cnidaria, Anthozoa, Actiniaria, Actiniidae. The record is from RefSeq and is a predicted model, not a curated record. Gene Ontology annotation, biological process: animal organ morphogenesis; tissue development.
AAAAAUAGCGUAGAGGCUGCCGCUGAAAAAGUUUUGAAAUUCACUGCCGUUAGAAAAUUUUAUGCCCAAUUAGGGCACCACUUCCUAACACACUAUGAAAGAGUACUUUCUUACGGUGCUACUGCUGCUUUUUGGAACAGUUCUAUUUACUGAUGGACAAACUCCGUUCAAUGCAGCGUUUAGAAAACGAAUUGCAGCAAACAUAUCUUGCGGCUCUCCUUCUGAAAAAUAUUUCAGGAUUCAAGAUGCUACAGUACUUCCACAGGAAAGGAUUGAGUAUACCUGUGAUGCCAACGAUGGAAAUUAUUCUCACCCACCGGACUACAUGGUUGAUGGAUCAAUGGGGACUUUUUGGCAAUCGACGGCGAGAACGUCUUCUGAAAAAGACAAGGCUUACAUAGAAAUCGACCUUCAACAGAUGUUUUUCGCUUACCAAAUAAAAUUUACAUUUGGUGACCAUCAACGUCCAGGUGCUAUCGCAAUUUCCAGGUCGAAUGACUUCGGUGCCACCUUCCAUCCCUAUCACUACCUUGUAUCGCAUCCUGAAACAAUAGAGUGCAAGUCAGUUUUUAACAUGGAUCAUUACUCGAAAGGCACCCCUAUUGAUAGAGUUGAUCGUGUGCUGUGCCAGCAUUAUGAUCUAUACGAUGCACUGGAAUAUAAUGAAACGGUAACCGUUGAAUUGAAUGGUCGUCUACGAGGAGAUGGCACACCCAAUUCACAUUCACCAGAACUUUUGGCUUGGCUCAAUAUUACCAAUCUCCGUUUUACGUUUUCUAAAAUGCACCUGGUACUGGACAAAUGGUCUUACAAAUUUCAUCAUUAUGCGGUGCGUGAGAUCGAGGUCCUUGCUCGUUGUAACUGUAACGGACACGCUAAUGGUAACAUUUGCCCUCAAGAUGAGAUAACUAAGAAGAGGGCGUGCCAGUGUCAAGGAAACACAUGCGGUGAUAACUGUGAAAUGUGUUGUCCGCUGUACAAUCAGAAACCUUGGACAAAGGGCGGCAAAGCGCCAUGGGAAGUUGACCCUGGAGUUUCUUGUGAACCUUGCAAUUGUCACAAUCACUCUGAUGCAUGCGUCUACAACCAGACUGUGAAUGACUUAGGUAUGAGUCUUGACAUCCAUGGUAACAAAAGCGGAGGCGGCGUUUGUCUAGAUUGUAAGAAUCAUACGCGUGGAAUAAACUGCGAGGAAUGCGAGGAGUUCUAUUAUAGACCAAGGGGAAGGAACAAAGCAAGAGAAGACGUAUGUCAAGCAUGCUCAUGUGAUGUGCGGGGCACCAAGAAUACUAGUCGUCUUACUUUUUUGGAUUGUGUAUCUGAUGAAAAGGAACUAAGCAGCCAUCCCGGCAAGGAACCCGGGGAUUGCUACUGUAAAGAAAAUGUAUAUGGACGACAGUGUGACAAAUGUAAAGCAGAGUAUUUCAACCUAACUCGCCAUACCCCAGAGGGCUGUUCAGAAUGUAGAUGUUACUUGCCAGGAACGGUUAAUGGCUCUAAUAUUUGUAACGCGGGCGAAACAGGACAGUGUCCUUGUAAAAACCAGGUAGAACUGCGUGACUGUAGUCAGUGCAAACACGGAUACUACAAUCUAAGAAACGAAAGCACUGAUGGAUGCACAUCAUGUGGAUGUGAUGAAGGUGGUACCUAUCCUGCCAAUACAUGUGACAAAGUAUCAGGACAGUGCCAGUGUCGUGCAAAUGUUAUUGGCAAAAAUUGCACACAGGUCCCUGAUGGCUAUUACUACCCAGAUUUUCACUUUAUCAUGGCGAGACGGGAUCCCUACAAACCGGCAUCUAACAAUCUGUACUCUUGGCUGUACAUCCCAAAAACGACAACUUACAGGCUCUUUUUAAAAGAUACCGAGGGAAAAUUGGUGCCUAGCUCCAACGAGACCUUACUGGCAACCAGUUUUAAUAUAACAGCCCUGGAGUUAAAGCGUUGUAUACACAUCGGUGUAAAGUACUGCCUCUUGCCCCAAGGCAACUAUUCUGUCAAUAUUACAGUUGUCGGCUCAAAAAAACUAGAAAGCAUAGUCGCUAUACCAGAGGAGUUUCUGGUUGACAGUGUUCUCGAAGGACCCAGAUUAAUUCUGUUCAAAUUCUAUUGCCAAAUAGAAACUAAUAAUAUGAGUCUUGGUGAGAAGGGCGAAGGAAUUUGCUUGGCUGGAGCAUUCAGCUUAACCGUAGCAUUUAACAACGGAUCUUUGCCUUGUUCAUGCGACCCUAUUGGAUCUGUUAAUCAUACAUGUCAGAAGUACAAUGGAUCUUGUACCUGUAAACCUGGUGUUGAAGGCAGAGAUUGUAGUCGAUGUAAACCUGGUUAUUACAAUUUGACUGAAGAUGGAUGUAAACCGUGUUCGUGCAAGGGACCUAACAAAGUAUGCCAUCCCGUAACUGGUAUGUGUGAGUGUCCUGGUAAUACCACUGGUCGCACAUGUGAGCCAUGUCAGUGCAAUAACAACACGAACCAAUGCCUAAGGAGUGGCGAGUGUCUGGGUUGUCAGUAUAAUACAACUGGCUUUUACUGCGAUAAGUGCGUCAAUCAAACAUAUGGUGAUGCAUCGAAACAGCAAUGCAGAGCUUGUGAUUGUGACAGUGUGGGUUCAUACGGACCCACCUGUAACACUCAGACUGGACAGUGUGCUUGCAAGCCCCACGUAAAAGGAAGAACCUGCAACCAGUGCAAGAACAAUACGUAUGGGUUUGGACCAAAUGGUUGUACUCCCUGCAGUUGUAGCGAGUUUGGGUCCUUGAGUCUUCAGUGCAACAGCAGUGGCCAAUGUACUUGUAAACCUGAAGCUAUUGGCAUCAAGUGCUCGCAAUGCAGAGUGGGAUAUUAUGGGCAACCAGCCCAAGCUUGUACAGCUUGUUCCUGUAAUACGAAUGGUACAGUAAAUGGCAGUGUGUGUUCCAACGAUACAUAUGGUCAGUGCCAAUGUAAACCUGGAGUUGCUGGGCGAGCAUGUGAUCAAUGUAAAGAGUAUCACACCAAUUUUUCAGAUCAGGGAUGCUCCUCUUGUCCCGUGUGUGUCAUGAAGUUAAAAAAUACGAUAGAAACCACGGGGUCUGAGCUCAAUACCACUGAAGAGAUGGCCAAGAACUUAAUUGAGUUAGCAAAACUGCACGAGCCUCUACAAAACGCUGAGCAGAAAGCUGAUCAAAUGGCUGUCAAGGCAUCUGCGUUUUCUGCUCGGCUUGCUGGAGCAGAAACCGUACACCAAGGACUUAAUAGUACGGAACUACCUGUGGCAGAGUCUGGUUAUGAAGAGCAAAUAAAAAAGGCUGCUGAACUGAACACUCGAGCUCCCGCUACAGCACAAAAUGUGUCACGACAUCUCGAGAGAUUAACGGAAGUGUAUAACCGUACGGCGGAAGCAGAUCUCUUUGUUAGCAGUGUAGAUGGACUUCUGCAAGAUAUUGUUAAUAGUUUUGCAUUGAAUCUGAAAAAUGGCGACUUAUUUUUAAAUACAUCAAAAGAACUUGUGUCCGAAUCUUUGGUACGUGACUACAGCAAUCACGAAAUGCUGGUUGCUCAAUCAAUACAGGAUGCUGAGAAUUUGACUGCCUUUGUUACUGGACUAGCAAAAAAGCUGUUGAAUCAAACAUCUCUGGCACGUGAUCUGAAUGCGCAAGUUCAAAGAAGCAAUCACAACCUUUCUGAACUACUGAUGAAAUGGAACAACACUCAGGCUGAGUUUAUGGGAUUCCUCACUGGUAUAGCUGCACAGUUUGGUGGUGUUCAUGACCUUAUCAAUCAAACCAAAGGACUUUUAAGUCUUGAAUCACAGAGACUGAACGAAACUCAAGAACUUGGUUCUCAAUCUCAAGACACUCUCAACAAAACUAAAACCCUAUUGCAGGAAGCGACUUCUGCGUUUGAGCAAUACAAGGCUAUGAUCACAGCGGUCAGCGGUGAAAUACAAGUAUCCAUGCUCAAGUAUGAUGAUGAAGAACAUCGGUUUGCGGUAAAGGUCCUGAAGGGACGUAAUUUGUCAGCAAGGGAUCAACCCAAUGGAAAAGCAAACCCCUACGUCUUGGUGUCUUUGAUCCCUGAUAACUUUGGAGUACAAAGAUCGAUGACUAUAAAUGAUACUUUGGACCCAGUCUGGUCUGAAACAUUGAUAUACCACUUCGACAUCCAACGCGAACAGCUCCUCAAAUCCAAACUCAAACUGAGAGUGUUUGAUUAUGACCCAGAAGACGACGAUGAUUUCAUGGGAGAGGCAACUGUUGACUUGUCAAUACUUGGAGACCAAACAUACACCAAGUGGUAUCCCCUGCAAUCAGAGGAUGUCUCACAAAUUGAAAGUGGUAAUUUCAAAUCAACGAGUGGCUUGGCAGAUGCUUCUAAUCUACUACUAUCACAAUGUGAAAAAGUGAGCGCAGUACUUGGCUCUGUUGAAGGAAAAUUAACCCAGGCACAUCAGCAUGCUCAACAACUAAAAAGCCUUGCAGAACAGCUAGAGCUGGAGUUCAAUAAAAGUAGAAGUCAUGGAGCUGCAGCGGUACAUGCUAUCCAGCGGUAUUCUGAAAUACAACUAAUCAUCAACAGCUCAUUUGAUGCACUUUCACGUGCUCAAGCUACUGUCAUUCGUAUUGCAUCAGAGCUUAAUAGAGUUUCAGUACCAGAACUAUUGGCCAAGGCUAACGGUGAACUACAUAAUAUGACAGUAUAUUACAAUGCUACACUACAGCGUAAUCUUACAUCAACUGAAAAAGCCUUAAUUGAAGAUGCCAUAUCAGCUGCUAAUUCAACAAUACGGCUCGCUGUUCAGCAAUGGUACGAAGCCUACAACUACUACCCAGCUUUGGUUCAGGCUGAAGCCAAGCUAAGCUUAGCAACAUCACUUUAUGCUCCAAGUGCCAUUGAAACCGUGAGUCAUGCACAAGAAAGAACGAAUUACUUCAGUGAAUCAUUAACCAGCCUGAGCAAACAAGUGGCUGAUCUUGAACUCCAGUUGUCCGACGUGUUCAAUAAGACUGAAUUCGUGAAACGAUCAUCUGAACGGGACUCGAAAGUCAUCCAAGCKKCUUAUUUGAAUCUAAACACUACCUCCUUGAAACUAAAGAACGCCUCAUCCAACGUCCUGGAGGCUCUUAAGCAGCAACAACUAUUAUCAACACAACAACAAGAAAGCGAUAAUAAACUAAAUGUAUUAGAGGAAAAACUAAGGGCUCUUAACAAAAGAAUGACUGAAGUUGAACUGGCGUUGAAUCUAAAUGGGGAAGGAGCUAAUGAGUACGCUUUAUCAAGUCGAACUAUUGAGUCACCAACAAGGAACGAGCUAUCGAUUACUUUCAAAACGAAUUCCAGUGAGGGAUUAUUGGUGAACAUGUUGGGGGAAAAUGUGAACUCACAGCAAACAGGAUUGGCUGUAUAUAUAUCAGAUGGUAAGGUGAAUGUCCAGUACAAUACUGGACAAGGACCUAUUACCCUCACUAAUCCUUUGUUGGUCAAUAACGGACAGUGGGUCGAUGUCUACUUUACAAGAAUGGGCGCGUCCUCAGCUUUAUCAGUCACAUCUUCCCAGCAGUCUAUAACGGUUACCCACGAUGCUAGUAGUGGAAAUGAGAAUGCUACUAUAUCUUUCACCAACGCCACAGUUGUUUUGUUGGGAGGACCAUCAGUCGUACCGAGGACUAGGUCAGCUCGGGCAGUUGAGCUCACUUCACUACCGUACUUCAAAGGAACCAUUUCAUUGUGUUCUAUGGAUCAAGUCACCUAUGAUCUGUGGAAGCCUCAAAGAUCUAGCAGUACUGCUUUGUAUGGCCUGCCGCGCUUCCCCAAUUUUUAUUACCCCAAAUAUGGACAAGCAGCCAGCUUCUUCCAUAAUGGAUUUGUCCAACAAAGCACUGGCGAGUUUACUACAGAUUCCGGGUACGCUCAUGUGGAAUUAGAGUUUAGGACGUCCAAGAGUAAUGGAACUUUGUUUGCUGUGACUAGCGAAGUAGAACGUACGAUUGCAAUGGCUAUUUUCAUUCAAGACGGAAGUGUAGUUGUGAUGGUGUUCUUUGAAGGUGGUGCUGUGUCAGUGAUAACCAAAGGUUCCAAAUACAACGAUAGCAAGUGGUACCACGUGUCAGCAGUUGUCAACAGCAAUUCAGUGUCUCUAACAGUAUCGCAUAAUGGUACGACCUUGGAUAACAGCAGUAUGAGCACAGCUGCUUCUAAACUACCCUCAGGGAACUUCAUAUUCUUUGGUAGCCUUCCACCAAACAGUAAAGUGUCUCUUCCCGUAAACGAGUCAUUCGUCGGUGACAUGAAGGAUGUCAGACUCAAUCGCAAUGGCACAAGUACACUAGUACGACGUCUAUUUACCUCUUCCAAAGGAGUUGCUACUGAUGGUGUCCUGAAAGGAGAGGUUCUGUCAGGAGCUGCCCGUUUCUAUGGCUACAGAGCUGCGACCAGAUCCUGUUGUUACGUUGCCCUGUCUACCCAACGACCUGAGACCGACAGUCUCAGCUUCACCUUUAAGACUUCACAAUCAAGCGGAGUUCUCUUGUUUAGCUCUUUAAAAGUUGGAGGAAGGUCUAUUUACCUGUACAUCGCUCUAUUUCACGGCAAACUUAUGCUCCUAACACACGAUAAUACCAGCUCCAUCCAAUCAAAACCGACUGUGAUCAAUAACAUGAGGUUUGAUGAUAAUAGGUGGAGAACUCUACACUUGAACAGCUCUGAGGCAGGGUAUUCUCUCAUCGUGGAUGGAUCACUCGUCACGACAAGCUGGUUCGGCACAAGUCGACUACAUCCACUCAGGCUCAGCAACCCAUUGUACAUUGGCGGUGUUGCAAAUGACGUUGAAAUCAAUCUACACGUACCUGUCACGUGGUGUUUCAAAGGAGCUAUGAAAGACUUCAAAAUAAACUCGAAUGAAAUAGACCUUUUGGUUCAAGAAUCAAUAGGUGUGUCUGGAGGAUUUGUCACACCACCUAAACCACCUCCUCCACCCACACCUGCUCCUCCAACAUGUGCAGCCAGUGCUGGCCCCCUCACUUUGUCAGCUGACCCAAAAGAAGUUGGAUUUACAGCAGGAUUCAGUUCAAACCCAAACCAGCAAAGCUACAUAGGAUUUACUGUGGAUAAUAACUUCUCUGGCAUAAGCUCCUUAUUUACCUUAGAGAUGCGUCCAUUAACCUCCAAUGGUUUAGUGCUGUACAUAGCUGAUAACCUAACACACCCAGAACAGUUUAUUUCCAUGGAGCUAAUAGAUGGGUACAUUAAGUAUCAGGUGAACUUUAACCCAGGCCACAUUCAAAUGAAAUCGUCCAUCAAUUAUGUCCAGAGGAAUCAAUGGUUCAAGGUCCAUCUUCUUCGUAUUAUCGAUUUCGGAGCUUUUCUUGUUCCCGAAAGCAAGGAAUACCAAAAGGACAAGUAUAAUGGUGAUAUCAAGAGGGAUCUCAACCUAAGUGGUCCUCUUUACAUUGGUGGAGUACCGCCUCAUGUCACAUUACAUCCUUUAGUGAGCAAAAGAGUUGGGUUCAGUGGCUGCAUGAAAACCUUGACUUAUGGAUCUGAUAAGCUCGAUAGUGAGCUUGCAUUUGAUUUGCGGAAUCCCACUGCUAGCUCUAAAACUUCUUCGUGCUUCAACAACGUACGACCUGGAAUGGGGUUCAAUGGUUCAUCAUGGGCCAACUUUGGURAAAGACUUGCAAGUCCAAGUAGCUUUAGUCUGCAGCUAGAAUUCCGAACAUCAUCCCGUGAUGGAGUUCUUGUUUACCUUGUGAACGAUACCGCUGGACAGCAGGCUUAUCUUAAGCUAGAACAAAAGAGUGGUCAGCUGGUUCUGUCUCAUCGCAAUGCCUCAGGAGCAGUUCAUCAAGUAACUUGGUCAGCUUCGUCUUCCUAUUUGCUUUGUAACAUGAGUUGGCACAAACUGGCACUGAAUGGCAUUGGUGAUGCUUUGAACUUGACGGUUGAUGAAGAGCCUGCAGUAUCUCUUGGGUUGUCAGCAGAUACUACACUCAGCGGCAAACUGUAUGUUGGAGGAGUUCCAGGAAGUUUAUCUUCACCCUCAUCUCCUUCAAUGAAAGGAUUUUUAGGCUGCCUAAAAAAUCUGAGAUUUGGCAAUAGCGUCCUAGAUCUUGGUCGAGCUGUUGAUGCUAAGCAUGCUACUAGUGGUUGUCCAUCAUCCGAAGCCCAACCUGCAGAUAUUUUUGCUUAAUAAUGCAUUGCUUAGAAACUAAGCCUUCUCUUUUGGUCCUUCGAGACACAUUUUUUGAUUACUUUGAAUUGUUAAUAAUUAUUAAUGUUAAACAUUCAGAAACGUCUUAUGUAAAUUAGAGAUUUUACAUAAGUAAGAAUUCCUUCGAGGCGGUCACGGAAACCCUGUGACCACCUCCUGCAUCCGCUAACGUAAAAUGUAGUACUGAGAAUGGCAGCAAAUAACUACUGUAUUUGUGGUAGUGGUUAUAGGUGGGUGUAUAUGGUUAUAUACCUUUAUUUUGAUUUCGUUAUUUAUAUUAUGUUUUUAGCCACGGUUUUGUUAACUUGAGUAGAUCUUGAAACCUCUAUUUAUUAGCGUGAAAAUUCAUUAAAAGGAAAAACAUUCGUGUAUA